Molecule: messenger RNA, 4630 nt
Organism: Etheostoma spectabile (orangethroat darter)
Lineage: Eukaryota; Metazoa; Chordata; Actinopteri; Perciformes; Percidae
Product: serine/threonine-protein kinase BRSK2
Exons: 13
Coding region: 235-2094 (619 amino acids)
Source: RefSeq, a predicted model, not a curated record
GAAGGUUAAGUUGGGGUGUUUCAAGCCCAAAAUUUUUAUCCCUCCAGAUGUCAACCCCCUCCCCGGGUGAUUGAAGUGGAGGGCCCCAAAAAACUAACGUUAGAACAGAUCCAGAAGCACACAUGGUACAUAGGGGGGAAGAACGAACCAGAGCCAGAGCAGCCAGUGCCCAGGAAGGUGACCAUCCGCAGCCUGCCCUCUGCAGACGACAUCGACCCAGACGUACUGGACAGCAUGCACUCCCUGGGCUGCUUCAGAGACAAAAACAAACUACUGAAAGACCUGCUCUCAGAUGAUGACAACCAAGAAAAGAUGAUCUACUUCCUGUUACUGGACCGUAAGGAAAGGUACCCCAGUCAGGAGGACCAGAACCUUCCCCCCCGCAAUGAGAUUGAUCCCCCAAAGAAGCGGGUGGACUCUCCCAUGUUAAACCGCCAUGGCAAGAGGAGACCAGAGAGGAAGUCCAUGGAGGUCCUCAGUGUCACAGACGGAGGCUCGCCUGUACCGGCAAGGAGGGCUAUCGACAUGACACAGCAUGGACAGAGUAAAUCAGUGUACAGUAAAAGCUUGGAUAUUCCUGACAUCAGUACAAAACGCAGCCAAGAAGAAAGGUCGCGAUCUAUUAGUGGAGCCUCGUCCGGCCUCUCCACCAGCCCCCUCAGCAGCCCACGGCCUGUCAGAAAGUUCUGUGUACCGCCUCAGUCCCCAGACUUGCCACAGUCCCCUAACACAAGCCCCUGCCCGUCCCCUGAGCCCACCCCCAAUCACACAGGCCCCCGUAUAUCCACCCCUAACUCACUCGCUCCAAACAAUGAGCCCCUGCCGUCAGCACUCAACAAGACGCAGACGCUCCCUGCCAAGCCCAAAGUUGCCCCCAAGCCCCUUCAAGCCACACAAUCCAACCCGCUCCCCGGAACCCCCCUAGAUCCAGCAUCUGCAGCCAAAUCAGAACCAUCCACUCCCUGCCAGCUCCCAUUGCAGCCACCCUCUGCCUCUGUGCCCCCCACUCCUACUUCUCCAUCCUCCCCAUCCUCCCCCUUUUCCCCAACUUCCAUCUCCAGUGUUUCCAUCCCAAACAGCCCCCAGGUAUGGCGCUCCCAUUUUGCUGCCAACACCCAGCUCUCUGUGCCCUUCCGCCCAGUGGUGCCCCUGUCGCCCAUCCGGCUGCACCACUUUCACCCUGUGGCGCCGGUGCCUUCUUCAUUCACUGACCACCCGCCCAAAUCUAUUCCCCUCAUACAGGUUACCCCUCACCCCUCCCCUCGAGGCAGUCCCCUCCCCACCCCAAAGGGCACCCCGGUGCACACUCCCAAGGACAGCCCGGCCGGGACCCCCACCCCUACGCCGCCGCCCAGCCCUUCCAUCGGAGGCAUGCCUUGGAGGACGCGCCUCAACUCUAUCAAAAACAGCUUCCUGGGCUCACCACGCUUCCACCGCAGGAAACUCCAAGGUACUGACAUCACAGCAUAUUUUUAUGUUCCCACACAAGAGGAGAUGUCCAGCCUCACACCAGAGUCUUCCCCAGAACUUGCCAAAAAAUCCUGGUUUGGUAACUUCAUCAGCCUGGAAAAAGAGGAGCAGAUCUUCAUUGUCAUCAAAGACAAGCCUCUGAGCUCCAUCAAGGCAGACAUCGUUCAAGCCUUUCUCUCGAUCCCCAGCCUGAGCCACAGUGUGAUCUCCCAGACCAGUUUCCGAGCGGAGUACAAGUCCACAGCUGGCCCUACGGUCUUUCAGAAGCCGGUCAAAUUCCAGGUGGAUAUCACCUACACGGAGAGCACAGCUGCCACUAAAGAGAAUGGCAUCUACUCUGUCACCUUCACCCUGCUCUCAGGACCCAGCCGACGCUUUAAGCGAGUAGUGGAGACGAUUCAGAGCCAAUUGUUAAGCACAUAUGACCAGCCAGGGGUCCAACAGCUGUCUGACGAGAAGAACGGACAGGUGCCCUACCCCUCCGGCACGCCCACCAAGCACCACCCCUCACCCAUGCACGUCCGGAGGCACGAACCAGAACAUAAUGACACCAAAUGCCCCGCUUCGGGCCGAGACAGAGCCAGGUUGUCGGUGGCAUCUGUGGGGCCACAGGAGGAGUCUUAGACCCAAAGGCUACGUAGUCGUACCAGUGCUAAAACCCAUCCCAGUAUCCGUAUAAGCCAGUGACACAGACAGAGAAUAUCUGUACAUAGCUAGAUGUACAUAAUCAUUUAUGGAAUUUUUUGUAUAAAAUAACUUUAUAUAGAUAGAAAUAUAUUAAGAAAAUCUAAGAGAUAUUUUUUACAGUAUACUGCACCUACUGUACAUGACAAACACACACACCCCUGUUCUACCAGUCACCUUUUCAUUACCCCUCAGCGGCCACCAUCAUCAUCCACCCCUCAACCCCAACCAUCUAAUCACCUAUGGCCCUUGCUCUGUUUUUUGCUUCCUUGCUGCUUACCUGUGUGAUGACCUGACUUGUUUCUGAUACCAGGAAUUAUCCAGAAAACCUAUUAAGCCCCUACUCCUGCUCCCUGCUCCGUUCGCCUUCCCUGGACCACCCCUCCAAAACCCUCCCUCCAGAGAGACGGGCGUUUGUUGACGGAGGACUGCUUUUAGAGGUGCGCUGAAAAGGGGGGGUGGUUACCUUGGAAACAGACCCUUCAUGCAGACUUCUACCUUCAUCUCACUCUGCGCCCCUUCUCCACCUCUGGCAGCCAUCAGUAGAAGUAGAUGAAAAUACCUUCAGUGUUCCCCCCCACAAACACACACACACACACACACAACUAAUCCACACAAUGAAACGCACACUCCCAUCACAAACUGACCCCUUUCCUCUCAAGGAGCAUUGCAUCAAUUGGAUACGAGCAUUUUACAAAGAGACACUACAUACACAAUAUACUUACAAGGCAUACAUGCACAGGUCCAGUAUGCACAGAAAACUCUGGGAUGUUUUAACAAGAACAUGAACAACAACAGCCGGAAGAAGACAUGCAGAAUCUGACCGAUUAAGAGGAGGAGAGAAGGGGGAGGAGUUUGGUGAAAAGCCCAAACAGCCGACGCGGAUGCUUGCUGGAUUGUAUUUGUUUGCUUUUUAAUGUACUUUCUUUGUGAAGAACUGGGUUUAAAAUACUAACUGACUUUAUUACACUUUUACUUGCUGCAAAUACACUGGACUUGUGAUUUCAGAGAGGAGCCGGGUGUGAGCAGAACAGGGCAGAGGGGAGAUGAUAUGAUAUCAUGGGUUGGGGGGAGGGAGGAGGGGAGGUAUUUGGGUAUUUAAAAUGAAUGAUCUAUUCUGUUGUACAGACUGAUAUCAUUUUGUAUGUAUAAAAAAAAAUGAAAUGUCUAGUUGUGACACUACGUUUAGACACCAUUGGGUCAGGUUGGUAAACCUGCGCCUGCCACAUCCUGUUAUUUUAAGUUCUUCUGUGUGUUUUUUGUUACACGAUCAUUUAUGUCUUUGUUUAUUGAUCUAAUAAUGAUCCAAACAUUCCUGUUUGUGUUAUCUGCAGCACUUUGUCUUUGGUUUUUUUCCAUUUAUACCUCUCUCUUAGUCUCACUUACCAGCAGUAGGAGUAGAGGAACAAAAAAAUGAUGACGUCAUAAAUGCAAUUGUGGAUAUUUUUGUAUUUCUGUCCUUAUUUAUUCAUGUCUGUUCAUCACACUGUUUGAUUUCCUAAUUUAUUAUAUCUUGGCUAUUUAUAUGAACAAAGCUGUUAGGUCAGUUGAAUGUUAUUUAUUACCCUUUUGUGUGUUUGUAAAUGGGGCAACAUUUGAAGAAAAGUGACAUUUUAUUUCUUAAGUUUCGGUCGGCAUUUAACAGAAUUAUGUGAACAUCACAAAUUCUCAUUUCCCUGACCUCGCUGAAGAGGGAAAGAGAACCUGUGGGAACUCUUCAAAAAGAUUAUUUACCAGUAAUUUAAGAAUGUAGACUUAGCCUCUUUUUAGAGAGGGAAUAUGCUCUUCUAUUGAUAUUUGUUUCAUAUUAUUGUGCGUGUAGGCCAGGCCUGAGGAGAAGGACACCACAGAUCCCAAACUAUUUCUUCUCUUUGUAAAUAAUAUACAGACAAACCAUGGGGGUUGAUUGUCUUCUCGACCAUGCUGGGGAUUCCUGCUCUAUGCUUUUAGAUUGUAUUGCUGUGUGCAUGUCAAACAUAAGCUUUUCUUUGCAUGGCUUUAGUGUUCAUGUUCCAUGCCAAACUCACUCCUCUCAGCCUUCGUUGAUUCUCUCUCCACAAAACUACCUUUAACGUUUUAAAUUCCCUCUCUGCUUUUAUUUCAGGCCUUUUUUAUUGUUCCCUUGCUACUGCUUAUUUUUUCCUUUCUCCUCCUCUUAUCUUGUGCACAGUUUUUGAACGAUGCUUCCUUUACUCUGUACCUCUCGCUGGAAUGCUCGGAGGUUUGGGCUCUCUCUACCUGUUGGUAGAAGAGGCAAAGUGAGGGGAUGUCAAUACACUAAUGCAAAGCAAUACCCCAUCGUUCACCUUCCUUUCUGUUUUCUACAAUGGGAAGCUAGCAGCACCAAGGACAUCUGAUGAUUCUGAGUCCCAGAAUGGUCUUUUGACAGAGCAGGAACAAAACUGACUGAUGUAAUCCCAUUAUAAAAUAACUGUGAGCAUCUUCAGUGCUGAAACAAAUAAACUCAUCAAGUUAU